This is a messenger RNA of Mus musculus (house mouse), 5802 nucleotides long. RefSeq names its product NOP56 ribonucleoprotein (gene Nop56). Bases 3491 to 4924 code for a protein of 477 amino acids. Lineage: Eukaryota; Metazoa; Chordata; Mammalia; Rodentia; Muridae. The record is from RefSeq and is a predicted model, not a curated record. The transcript has 12 exons. Gene Ontology annotation, biological process: ribosomal small subunit biogenesis. Gene Ontology annotation, molecular function: histone methyltransferase binding; snoRNA binding. Gene Ontology annotation, cellular component: small-subunit processome; cytoplasm; pre-snoRNP complex.
UAAACAUUAGCUGUUAAAUAAAGGAUAAUCAUGCUACAAUCCACAGACUUAGAGAGGCUAAGUAACAAGGAGGGCUCAAGGGAGGCAGGAACACAGGAUUUCCCUAGAAGGGGGAAAUAGAAUAGAUUUUGCAAGUUGACUGGGGCAAUUUUUUUUUCAAAAAGAAAGGACUCUUAACAAGACUGUUUAAAGUGGAAUGGAUGAAAAUACUAAUUAGCAAAUUUACCAUCUGAAUGGAAUUUCCAAUUCCUAUCAUUUAAACAAUAAAAGUAAAUAUUUACCUACCGCCACCGGAAGCUGCAUGGUAUUGGCAACUGUUUCACCAUGUGAAACCUAAUUGUAUUUAGAGACAAUGCGUUGUUUACACAUGUAAGUGAAUGACUGAAGUCACUUUUAAAAAUGAACUUCAGAGAGUGUGUAAAAUUGAUGUUAGGAAAUUCUUAUAUAAAAUGGUAUGCUAUUUAUUGGCAAAUGAACAAAAAAGUGAGCUGGAGAGACAGCCCAGCGAUAGAGCACUGGCCUAGAAUUUGUGAAUGAGGCUCUGGGUUCAAUCACCAAAAUUGCAAAAAAGGGAAAGGAAAAACUAUUACAAAGAUAUGACAAAGGUCUUGCAUAUUUUGCUAAAGCACUCAAUAAUUUUAAAAAGAAGCUAGGUGGAAUGGUGUGCACCUUUUUAUUUUUUUAAAAGAUUUAUUUUAUAUAUAUGAGUAUACGUGUAGCUGUCUUCAGACACACCAAAGGAGGGCAUCAGAUCUCAUUACGGAUGACUGUAAGCCACCAUGUGGUUCCUAGAACUUGAACUCAGGACUUUUGGAAGGGCAGUCAGUGCUCUUAACCGCUGAACCAUCAUCUCCAGCCCAAAUGGUGCACACCUUUAAUCCCAGCAUUAGGAGGAAGAGGCAAUUGGAUCUGUGAGCUAAAGCCAAUGGGUCUACAUAGUGAGCUCUAGGCCAGCCAGAGUUUAAUAGUAAGAUCUUGUUCCAAAUAAUAACAUUUCAACAAUAAAAAUGACCCAGAAAACAAGAUGAAUGACCACUAGCAUUUGAGUGCCCACUACACCAGGGACCUAUCUAUUUCAUAGCUGCCCCAGGACCAGAUCGUCAAUAAAGGUUUAUUAAAGGGGUGAAUGACUCUUUAAUCUUUAAUCUGAAGAAAUAGAGUCUCAGGUCAAGUGAUUAAUUUCUGGUCACACUGUAAGGCAGAGCUUGGGCUCCUACACAGGUUGCUUACUUUGAUUCAUAUUUAUUAUAGAUUAAUAAGUCACCCAUAAAUUUAAUGGCUUUAAGGCCACAAUAUUUUUCACAAUUCUGUGAAUAGACAGAGUACACACAGGGCUCUUCUUGUCAUGACUACGGUUUCAUGCAGCUGCAAUCAGAGACAGUGGCAAGAGGUAGAACACAUGUCUACUCUCUGUUGGAAUAGUUGGAAUAAGGGAUAGUUGGAAGGCUUGACCUCUAACUGUCCCCAUGUAGUCUCCAUGGGACUCAUCAGGCUUCACUUCUUAUGAGGCAACUCAAAGUCAACAAGCAUGCACAAGGUUCAGAAAUGGCAGACUCAAUCUACCCGUGUCCGUUGGGCCAUAGGCCUGGUUGUCAGGAGGCAUGGAUCAUUAUUGGCCUUUCUGGAGAACAACUACCACAGGUGAUUGAUUAUAGGAUACCAACACCUUUAAUUUUCUUAUUACUUUGUUCACAAUGAGCAACCAUAAACAAAACAUGAAUUUCUGCUUUAGAAAUAUUCAGGAAGCAGGGCGAAGGAUAACUUGGAGACAAAACUCAACAAUUUUACAAAAGUCUACUUUGGUAGGAAAGGUCUGUCUGAACGUAGGCAAGAGCAAUUAAUUUAUCAAAGAAGCCUAGGGAAGGGAAGAAAUGGUGUCUGAUAUCACAAUCUACAGAUCCCACUAGGUUCAGAACUAUAAAUAUUGGAGGACUUUCUUUUUUUUUUUGAAACAGGGUCUUACCAUGUAACCUUGAUUAGCCUGGAGCUAUCGAUAUAUACCAAACUAGCCUUGAAUUCACAGAUGUCUGCCUCCAAAGUGCUGUGAUUAAAGGUGCGUGUCACCAUUCAACUCCUGGGGUGACAUUUUAAUGAAGUGGUGGAGGUGAGGAAGCCAAAGGAACAUCUUGUUUUGCUUGUUUGUUUGUGCUGUGUCGCCUCAUCUAAUCACAAGCAUUUAUAGCUUACUUUUCUUGAAACAGAGUUUCACUGGGUAACCUUAUCUGCCUUGGAAUUUGCUAUGUAGCCAGGCCUGUCUCUGCCUCCCAAAUACCAGAAUUAAAGGUGCGUUCCACCAUGUCCUGCCAAGCGCUUGUAGCUUCCUAGUUGCAAUACAUACACAUUUCUUUACUAUCCAAGUCCACUUUAUUAUCCAAGCCAGCUCCAUUACAGGCAAUGUACAGCCAACUUACUCCAUUAUAGAGAAAGUACAGCCGACUUACUCCAUGAUAGACAAUGUACAGCCGACUUACUCCAUGAUUCUUUUUUCUCGCAUAAGGCAUAGACUAUUUAAGAGAGACUAUUCAAGUUUGGGAUUUAUUUUCUCUCUCUAUUAGAUAUUUUCUGAAUUUACAUUUCAAAUGCUAUCCCCAAAGCCCCCAAUACCCUCCCUCCGCCCUGCUCCCCAACCCAAUCACUCCCGCUUCCUGGCCCUGGCAUUCCCCUGUACUGGGGCAUAUGAUCUUAGCAAUACCAAGGGCCUCUCCUCCCAUUGAUGGCCGACUAGGCCAUCAAGUUUGGGAUUUAUAAUCCUAACACUAAAGUAAAGUGUCUUUUUAUUUUCUUUUUUAAAGCAAAGGUGAUUUUAAAUUAUCCACCUUGGUGUGCCUAAAACUGGCACUGAAAAAAACAGGAACGCAGCUCCUUGGAAGAAUUCUGGGCCUACGCGGCCAUGAGCAACCACGUGGUGCCGAGCAGCGCUGGGUUCUAUGAAUCAGGGAAAGGAACAGAACUAGGAAGAGGUAAACCGCUCUUGUCUAUGCCUCAGCCCGCACCAACAAUUUUGUUAACAACAAAAUGUAAAAGGAAGAGGCAGGCAGCAAGAAGACGCCAUUUCUGCAGGGUCUGAGGCCGGGUCCCACGAGGACCCGGAAUAUCUGGGCAGCGGGAAACCUGCGAGGCUUAUCAGGAAGCCUCAUGUCCCCUCACCGAGUUCUGCCGCCCGGCACACGGGUGACAAAAGCACGAGGAACGAAGAAGGGUGGUCUCCAGGCCACUCUGCGGCCUGCCGGCAGGAGCGACACCAUUCACUACAGACGCAGUACCGGCUCGCGCAGCCGCAGAGGCUGGGCUUGGCAGGCCCGCUCGCGCCCGUGGUAGUCCAACCCGCCCGACGGACGAUACCACACCCGCGAACCCCCUCCGAAGACCUGACAAUGGUUUCGUCCGCAGCCUCUGAUUGGUCAAACCGGAGAAGGUGUGGUCUCCGCAGUCUGGUUCCGCGCGCCAGAGCGCGCUAGCCGCAUUGCGAGCUGGGCACGGAGCAGGCGCCAUGGUUCUGCUGCACGUGCUGUUCGAGCAUGCGGUCGGCUACGCGCUGUUGGCGCUGAAGGAAGUGGAGGAGAUCAGCCUGCUGCUGCCGCAGGUGGAGGAAUGUGUGCUUAACCUUGGCAAAUUCCACAAUGUCGUUCGUCUGGUGGCCUUCUGUCCCUUCUCUUCAUCCCAGGUGGCCUUGGAAAAUGCCAAUGCUGUGUCUGAAGGUGUUGUUCACGAGGACCUCCGCCUGCUCCUGGAGACAUACCUGCCAUCUAAAAAGAAGAAAGUACUUCUGGGGGUUGGAGACCCCAAGAUUGGUGCUGCAAUACAGGAAGAGUUGGGGUACAACUGCCAGACUGGUGGUGUGAUAGCUGAGAUCCUUCGAGGAGUUCGUCUGCAUUUCCAUAAUCUGGUGAAGGGUCUGACAGAUCUUUCUGCUUGUAAGGCCCAGCUAGGGCUGGGACACAGCUACUCUCGUGCCAAAGUUAAAUUUAAUGUGAACCGAGUGGACAACAUGAUUAUUCAGUCCAUAAGCCUCCUGGACCAACUGGAUAAAGAUAUCAAUACCUUCUCGAUGCGCGUCAGGGAGUGGUAUGGGUACCACUUUCCAGAGCUGGUGAAGAUCGUCAAUGACAACGCCACAUACUGUCGCUUGGCUCAGUUCAUUGGGAACCGCAGGGAGCUGAAUGAAGAGAAGUUAGAGAAACUGGAAGAAAUUACGAUGGACGGGGCCAAGGCUAAGGCCAUCUUGGAUGCUUCUCGGUCCUCCAUGGGCAUGGACAUAUCUGCUAUCGACUUGAUAAACAUCGAGAGCUUCUCCAGUCGUGUGGUGUCUUUGUCAGAGUAUCGCCAGAGCCUACACACUUACCUUCGCUCCAAGAUGAGCCAAGUAGCCCCCAGCCUGUCAGCCUUAAUUGGGGAAGCGGUAGGUGCACGCCUCAUUGCUCAUGCUGGCAGCCUCACCAACCUGGCCAAGUAUCCAGCGUCCACAGUACAGAUCCUUGGGGCUGAAAAGGCCCUGUUCAGAGCCCUGAAGACAAGGGGUAACACACCAAAAUAUGGACUCAUUUUUCAUUCCACCUUCAUUGGCCGAGCAGCUGCAAAGAACAAAGGCCGUAUCUCCCGAUACCUAGCAAACAAAUGCAGUAUUGCCUCAAGAAUUGAUUGCUUCUCUGAGGUCCCCACAAGUGUAUUUGGGGAAAAACUCCGAGAACAAGUUGAGGAACGGCUGUCUUUCUAUGAGACUGGAGAGAUCCCACGGAAGAACCUGGAUGUCAUGAAGGAAGCUGUGGUUCAGGCAGAGGAAGCGGCUGCUGAAAUCACCAGAAAGCUGGAAAAACAGGAGAAGAAGCGCUUGAAGAAGGAAAAGAAGCGACUGGCUGCACUGGCCCUGGCCUCGUCAGAAAACAGCAGUACCCCAGAGGAGUGUGAGGGAGGAGAUAGGUGCUGAGAGAACUUGACAAGAGCCCAGAAUGCUGGUUGUAGCACAUGGCCCAUUCCAUGGGCAAGUGUGCUCUGUCCUCGGCUGCCUCCCAGGAGUCCUCAACGGGGGUAGUGUGAAUUCCUGCUCUCCCUGUUCUGUGUCUGGAGGUGAUAGUGUCUCAUGAUGGGGGGUGGGGGCAGGGAGGUCACCAAUGUGACAGUUUAGAAUUGUCCCUUAGGCUUUUUUUUAAAAUCUUGAGCUAUUAGUGAUUUUCAUUUCAGUGUUCCCUGGGAGCUCUGCAUGAUAUCCAUCGUGAGCAGCAUACAGGGGGUUUUCUCUAGGGUUUAAGAGGGCCAGGGAAAUUAUAAAAUGUGAGAGUAGGUAGAUCAUUAAGUCACCAGAAGUACUAGGUUUGCUCUUCUGCCUGGAUUCUAAUGGGAGCUGUGGCUGCUAACAAUUGUAAGCAAUGUCCCGUGUCUGAUUCCCCCUUCAGGAGGUAAAUGAAAAAUCUAAGAAGAAAAAGAAGUUAAAACCCCAGGAAAAUGGAAUGGAAGACCCACCUGUCUCUCUACCUAAAUCCAAGAAAAAGAAAGCUCCCAAGGAGGAGUUGGCCAGUGACCUUGAAGAGAUGGCCACUAGCAGUGCUAAGAGAAAGAAGUCCUCACCUAAGGAGGAAGUGGCCAGUGAACCAGAAGAGGCAGCAAGCCCCACCACCCCUAAGAAGAAAAGGAAAUUUUCUGAGGAGCCUGAAGUUGCUGCUAACUUCACAAAGAGCAGCACAAAGAAAAAGAAAAAGUCCCAGAAAGCACAGGAGGAUUAGAACGGACCUGCUUGGUGGGAGGGGCAUACCUUGUGGCAGCUCCUGCCCAUGAAUGAUAAAACCCCAAUAAAAACACAAAACCAGA